GUGGAAAUAGUAUACCUUUUGAUCGGAAUAUACAAGUAUAAUCAAAUGCAUUACUUGGCAUAAUGUUUUUGAUUUUUGGUAUAAGCAUUAUCUGAUCAAAUAAUUAAGGCAACUGCAGAGUUAUGGUGGGAAAAAAUCUACAACUGAGAUCAAUAUGCUAUGGUUUCUUCUUACUGCUGAGUUUCAGACCACAUGUUACGAAGGCACAAACACCGAGUUUUCUGGCAAGUAAUUGCCAAAACACAACCCAAGAACCCCUCAGCAGUGUAUACCAAACAAAUCUUGAUGGCAUGCUCAGAUGGGCAUCGUCAGACGCAGCCACAAGCAAAGGUUAUAACUACAAAAGUAUAGGUAAAACCAGUCCUGUGUAUGGCCUCUAUGAUUGCCGUGGUGAUGUGGUUGGAUACUUUUGUCAAUUCUGUGUCUCCAUUGCUGCCAAGGAAGCCCCUCAGCACUGCCCCAACAGGGUCUCUGCUAUGGUUUGGUAUGAUUUUUGUGUUAUAAGGUACUCCAAUGAGAGCUUUUAUGGGACUGUUUUAACAAACAUAUCAUGGCAUGUUCUUGGAGAGAAAAAUAUAUCCAACAUGGAAGAUAUUCAGAAAGGUGAUGAUUUUGUGAGAGGUUUGAUCAGAAAAGCAACAAAGGAAACUAACCAGUUGUUUUAUAUGGAUGUCUUCAAUUUGAGUUCCACAGAGAAAAGAUAUGGCUUGGUGCAAUGUUCUAGAGAUCUCACAAACGAAGGGUGCAGACAGUGUUUGGAGACAAUAUUAGCCCAAGUGGCCAAAUGUCGUGAACAGAAAUUAGGAUGGGUGGUUUGGACUGGAAGUUGUGCGAUAAAGUAUGAUGAUCAUAUGUUCUACCAAACAUCUUCAGUUGCUGAGCCUAAUCCGAAAUUAGCUAAGCAAGGGGGUAAUAACAGGUCAAAAAUCUUGAUUAUUAGCUUCAGUGUGACAGGGUCAAUAACUUUACUAUGUCUGAGUGUAUAUGGGUGGUGGUGUAGAACUAGAAAAGAUGGUCUGAUAGCUCGUGCCAUUCGUCUAUCAUCAUAUCACAAUAUUCAAACUGAGGACACACUGAAUCCAGACCUUCCUACUAUCCCAUUAAUCACAAUUCUACAAAGUACUGGUAACUUCUCUGAAGUAUCAAAACUGGGGGAAGGUGGAUUUGGCCCAGUGUACAAGGGAAUUCUGCCUGAUGGAAGACAAAUUGCAGUUAAAAGGCUGUCACAAUUUUCUGGUCAAGGCUCAGAGGAGUUCGAUAAUGAAGUAAUGCUUAUAGCUAAACUGCAACAUCGCAACCUUGUGAGACUUCUUGCAUGUUGCUUGGAGGAAAAUGAAAAGAUACUAGUUUAUGAAUAUUUGCCUAAUAAAAGCCUAGACUUUCAUCUGUUUGAUGAUGAGAGAAAAAAACAUUUUGAUUGGAAAUUAAGAUUAAGAAUUAUCAAUGGAAUAGCAAGAGGUGUUUUAUACCUUCAUGAGGACUCUCGACUGAAAGUAAUUCACAGAGAUCUCAAAGCUAGCAAUGUUCUAUUAGACCCUGAAUUGAAUCCCAAAAUAUCAGAUUUUGGAUUGGCAAGAGCAUUUGAAAAAGGACAGAACCAGGCAAAUACGAAACGAGUGAUAGGCACAUAUGGAUACAUGGCUCCGGAGUAUGCUAUGGAAGGAUUGUUUUCAGUGAAAUCUGACAUUUUCAGUUUCGGAGUUAUCGUCCUAGAAAUCAUUUGUGGGAGGAAAAAUAGGGGAUUCUAUCUCUCAGAGCAUGGUCCAACCCUUCUGUUGUAUGCUUGGAGAAUAUGGUGUGAAGGAAAAUGUUUGGAAAUGAUGGAUCCAACGCUGGAAAAAUCCUUCGUAGGAAGUGAAGUUGAGAGAUGCAUACAGAUUGGUCUGUUAUGUGUUCAAGAAGAUGCGAAAGAUAGAUCAACCAUGUCUGAUGUUGUUGUGAUGUUGGCAAGUGAGGGAAUGGUCCUUCCAAAACCCAAGCAUCCACCCUUUUCGAUUGGAAGAAUGACCUUAGCGGAAUUCUCUACAUCAAACAGUUCCAAGAACCUUUCCAUUAAUGAUGUAACAACCUCUGUUACUAUGCCGAGAUAAUGAACACUUUUGUAUUUGACUUCAUUUAUUGUCCUCAUGGGACAUCGCGUGUCAACUCACAAGUCGUCAGCUCCAACACGCCACCAUGACACCCUAGUCAAAGGUCUGUAACUAUUUUCCACCACCGCACCUACACCAAUCAUAACCUGCACAGUUUUGCUGGCCAGCAUGCACACCUACACCCUAUGUCACAGUUCCAUUAUCAAUAAUGUACUCUUUUAAUGUGCAAGCUCAUGUACACUUGAUAAAUAGCAAUCUUGGAGGAAAAUUAAAAAACAAAUAUCCAUAUAUGUUCAAGUAGGAAGUGGAAACCAAAAAUAUCUCAGUAAUGAACAUAGCUCAAUAUUUGUUCCUAGAAAGAGAGAAGGAAAAAAUUGUGAUCAGAACAAAAUAGCCUCAAACUCACAGGUUAUGCCAUGAUAACGUAUUAAGAAGAAAAUAUUUACAAUACCAACAGGGCAAGUUAACUCGAAUAAAAGGCUCUUAAUAAAGAGUGCCAUAUCCUGUUUUUCUUUGCAAAUCCAUGGCCAUUGUGCUCCAAUGGCUCUCCCAAGCAUUUUCACAAACAGGAGACAGCCAACACCAACUCAUACUUGUUUGGGUUAU
Vigna angularis (adzuki bean) is the source of this 2696-nucleotide messenger RNA. Its product is annotated as cysteine-rich receptor-like protein kinase 10. Gene Ontology annotation, molecular function: protein kinase activity; ATP binding. Gene Ontology annotation, biological process: protein phosphorylation. The coding region runs from base 123 to 2090 and encodes 655 amino acids. The transcript has 7 exons. The record is from RefSeq and is a predicted model, not a curated record. NCBI's taxonomy places the organism in Eukaryota, Viridiplantae, Streptophyta, Magnoliopsida, Fabales, Fabaceae.